Molecule: messenger RNA, 588 nt
Organism: Microbotryum saponariae
Lineage: Eukaryota; Fungi; Basidiomycota; Microbotryomycetes; Microbotryales; Microbotryaceae
Source: the annotation of a GenBank genome assembly
AUGCUUGCAACGAAUGAACCGGUAGCUGAUGUCGACUCCGGCCGCAAACUUGGGAGACUUACGAAAUGCUACGAUGACGACCGCUCGGACCCUACGUUCGGUCGUCGGCUGCCUCGUCAAGCGCCACUCUCGCUUGACGAGCCCUUCACCCUCCUCGAGGUUGAAGCGGCGUUGAAGAAGACAGAUUCGGGGUGAUCACCGGGGCCCUCAGGCAUUCCGUACGAGCUCUUCAAGGCGCUGCCAACCUACUUUGCUCCCAAGCUGUUGGACUUGUUCAACUUGAUUUGGGAGGGCGGCAAAAUGACGGCGUCCUUGGCAGAGGGGCUGGUGCGGCUCUUGCCCAAGAAUAAACCGGGGGCCAAUCUGAAAUCACUGGGGGCAUACCGACCGAUCACAUUGCGCGAGACGACCUACAAGGUCCUCAGCAAGGUCUUGGUGGUGCGGCUCAAUGGGGUGCUCGGCGAGCUUUUACCGCCAGCGCAACACGGUUUCAUGCCAUCAAGACGUUCAGCGGACGCGGGAAGUCAUCUCAUGUUGAAUUGCAUUCUGUCAAGCCUUCGAACACUUCGACAUCGGACCGCCGUUUGA